Molecule: messenger RNA, 1337 nt
Organism: Drosophila obscura
Lineage: Eukaryota; Metazoa; Arthropoda; Insecta; Diptera; Drosophilidae
Product: lactosylceramide 4-alpha-galactosyltransferase-like
Exons: 2
Coding region: 158-1294 (378 amino acids)
Biological process (GO): glycosphingolipid biosynthetic process
Molecular function (GO): alpha-1,4-N-acetylgalactosaminyltransferase activity
Source: RefSeq, a predicted model, not a curated record
GAAAAGAAAAUUAGUGUACCAAAUUUUUUUUUUUGUUGCUUGUAAUUGAGAGAAAUUAGCCUUAAGCCGCGCACUCAACAAAGUUAGUUGGAUUUUUCUUACACAAAUCUCUAAUCGGAUUGUCCAAUUUUUAUUCAGCCCGCCUACCAAGCACGCCAUGCUCCAGCGACGUUUUCGUUUGCUGUUUGUGUCACUGAAUAUGAUACUGAUGGGAGGCUUAGCCCUUGCCUAUGCGUACAGUUGGCAAAAUGCUUUUAAGCUGUACUUCUCAUCGAAGGUGGCAGAUGUUGCACUGUUGCCACAGUCGGUAGAGACAUCUGCAGAUCUGCUGGCCAGCAUCCGCCUAGACGAUGUGCUACUGGCGGAGCCCAGGCCAACACCCGGACGGAGCAUAUUCUUUCACGAAACCAGCUGCUAUGAUGCCAGAAAUGAAGAGAAUUAUAUCCUGAAGCUAAAUGCCCGUCAAGCUUGCGCAAUCGAAUCGGCUGCACUCCACAAUCCGAAUUUUCAGGUGUUUGUUUUGUUUGCCGACCCCGAUGGUCCCGUCGGACAGUAUAACGGCAUCCAGCAGCCACUUGUCGAUGCCCUUUUAAACUAUAGCAAUGUCCAUUUGCGGCGUCUAAAUGUCUGGAGAUACGCAGCCGGCACACCCAUCGAAGAAUGGCUCAACGCCGGUAAACUAUUUGGCUCGCGCAUUUUGAUAUUUUGCAGGUUUAUGGUCGUUCAUAUUGCCGAUUUCCUGCGGUAUUUGACCCUGUUUCGCUAUGGCGGCCUCUAUCUGGACUUGGAUGUGGUUGUGCUGCAAAAUAUGGAGGACAUGCCACCCAAUUACGCAGGGGCCGAGUCCAAUCUAUGGCUGGCCAAUGGCGUCAUGAGAUUUUCACACAAUGGCAGUGGUCAUGAUAUGGUCAGGGCAUGUCUGCGCGACUUUGAGCUACAUUUCAAUGGCUAUGAAUGGGGUACCAAUGGUCCCGGUGUGAUAACACGCGUGGCCAAACAGAUCUGCGGCACUAACCACACCGCAUUGAUGCAGGAUGAUCGCGAACGCUGCAAAGGCUUCAAGGUGUAUGGAAAAGGCGCCUUCUACGCUGUGGCUGCUGAAAACUGGCGUGACUUCUUCGAGCCGGACAAACUGGAGCAGACAAUGGCUCUCACAAAAUACUCGUAUCUGGUGCAUCUGUGGAACAGAAACUCAAAGGUGGUACCGAUCAAGGUUGGUUCCAAAUGCGCCUAUGCCAAAUAUGCCGAAAAACAUUGCCCGCUUGUCUAUCAUGCGACGGGAGAAUACUUCUAGAUAAAUUAUCUUCAGGGCUAUAUUUAUUUAAACAUGACGCGGG